Molecule: messenger RNA, 1556 nt
Organism: Esox lucius (northern pike)
Lineage: Eukaryota; Metazoa; Chordata; Actinopteri; Esociformes; Esocidae
Product: flavin reductase (NADPH)-like
Exons: 5
Coding region: 160-825 (221 amino acids)
Source: RefSeq, a predicted model, not a curated record
CUCUACUACGGUCUUGAGAAUAAAUAAAAAAACAACUACGGUCUUUCCAUUUCCAGUUACUAACGCGUAUCCCUGAUCAUCGCCCUUCAGUAGGCGUCGACGUCUGCGUCCCAAGCUUUUUUACGGUGAUUAAAACUAAACUACAAUUAGAGUAUUACGAUGAAGAUAGCUGUGCUAGGUGCCACUGGACAGACUGGACAGUAUCUGGUGACCCAGGCACUUAAUCAGGGACACUCUGUCACUGCCAUCGUCAGAAACCCAGGAAAAUUGACAGUUCAACACGAGAAAUUAAAGGUGGUUGAGGGUAAUAUUUUCUCAGAAGACAGCCUAAAACCUUACUUCCAAGGACAAGAUGCAAUUAUAUCUUGCCUGGGUUUCCCUCCAUCCUAUAUCACUGGGGUUACUGGCUACACCUUGUCUAUGAGGGCUGUGGUAAAUGCUAUGAGGCAGGCCCAAGUUAACCGGGUAAUCACAAUGACUUCAUGGUACACUGACCCUACCUCUGUUACACAGUCAUCUUAUUUCAUCCGCUUCGUUUUGCUGCCAUUGAUCAGAAGUGUCCUUACCAACAUGUUUGAGAUGGAGCACUUUCUGAAGGAGACACAAGAUGUGAUCUGGACUAUUGUCAGGCCACCAGGACUGAAGAAUCUACCUGCCACAGCCAACGAGUUCCUCACCCAUGAGGGCUACUUUGUCCCCAACUCCAGCGGUCUUCCUGUGGGAAAUGCUAUUGGUAGGGGUGAUGUGGCUCGCUUCAUGCUCUCCAUUCUCAACAGUGACAACUGGUUUAACAAGGCAGUUGCCAUCUCAACCAAAAAUGAAUGAAAAGCCAUCAACAUUCUUUUUGCUGUAAGUGCUAUUUUCUUUAUUGGGAAAAGGAAAUGUUUGUCUGCUGGUUUCUACUAAAUGUAUCAUUGUUUUAAUUCUGUUAGGAACAUGGAGAAAUGCAGCAUUGUUUAUUUUAUGCUGAAUUUGUGUGAUGAAAUAAUUUGAAAUGGUUGAGGUCAUUGUAGAACUGACAUUCACUUUCAUGUAUUUUGCACAGCUGUGUCCAUGGUAACCCUGCUUUGUGAUUGUCAGGUUAAUGCUCACCACAUGGGGGCAGCACCAUACAUUGUCAUUACAGUGAACUUUUGCUAUGGAGUAAAGGAGCAGUUUUCUCAUUUAUUCGUUUUUGUUAUUCAUUUAAUAAUCCUCAGAUAUCAUUGAUGAUUCAUUGAGUUAGGGAUUGCUUUACCAUUUUGUCACAAUUGUUAAACAUUUUAGCCCAAGUAUUUAGUUAGAAUUCUGCCUGUACAUAGUUGCGUUGCUAACAAAGUUUUCCUGGUGUUUGAGUGAAUAUCUUUGAAAUAAUUAUUUUAAUGACCACUACAUAAAAUUCUAUAUAAUCUUCAUUAUAGGGAUUUUUAGAGAAUGAAAACUUGGGUGUUUAGUGGAAUAUAAAAUUAUCUGUUGUUUAUUAUCACUUUGUGAUGCUUGUAUGUAAAAUCCUCAUUAGUUUUUGUGAUUGUGCAACAUUGUGUAACAAAUGAAUGUGAUUAAAUAGAGUACACAAA